This is a messenger RNA of Zea mays, 721 nucleotides long. RefSeq names its product zinc finger matrin-type protein 2. Gene Ontology annotation, cellular component: spliceosomal complex; U4/U6 x U5 tri-snRNP complex. Gene Ontology annotation, biological process: mRNA splicing, via spliceosome. Lineage: Eukaryota; Viridiplantae; Streptophyta; Magnoliopsida; Poales; Poaceae. The record is from RefSeq and is a predicted model, not a curated record. The transcript is spliced from 4 exons. The coding region runs from base 45 to 317 and encodes 90 amino acids.
AUGUGUCAUAGUUUUAACAUUUGUCAGAUCAGAGAGCACUGGGCAUGUCUAUGCGUGUUGAAAGGGCAUCACUUGAACAGGUCCAGAAAAGGUUUGAGGCACUUAAGAAAAGGAAGGAUCCAAGUGCCUUUACUGAAGAAGAUUUGGAUGAGAGAAUAAUGAAACAACAGCAAGAGGAGGAGGAACGGAAGCGGCAGCGCAAAGAAAAGAAGAAAGAGAAGAAAAGAGAACAGGCAACCCAACAUGAACCUGAGGACGUUGAUCCUGACAUCGCUGCCAUGAUGGGUUUUGGUGGGUUUGGUUCCUCGAAGAAGUGACAGUUCUGUGUUGGCCGCAUCCCUUUGGUGACCUUCUGCCCUGAAGAUAUUGCUCAACCCCAUAAACACCUGUGCUAUGAAAAAUCGUUUUUGCCAGAAUCCUGAUAAGAUUUGAACGAAGUGCACUGGAUGCAAGGGUACUACGUUUUGACACUGGGAUAUUGAAUUGCGUGUAUGGGAGUUGAUUAUAAAAAGGAAUAUCUAAGGGUGUUUUGGAUAAACCUGUUUAUUUGCUACUUCUGGUAUUCCUGCUUAGAAACAGCUGAUGGUCGUGAUUGUUUGUUGUGGGAAUGCAGAUGUGCGAAGUGGAACAAACCAAAAGAAUUGUCGUCUCAUUUUCUAGAGGAAUAAACUUGUGUAUUGCAGUUAACAGCUCCCUUGAUUCUGAAUCUUAAUUUCCAGGA